Molecule: messenger RNA, 1041 nt
Organism: Ustilago hordei
Lineage: Eukaryota; Fungi; Basidiomycota; Ustilaginomycetes; Ustilaginales; Ustilaginaceae
Exons: 1
Coding region: 1-1041 (346 amino acids)
Biological process (GO): protein folding
Cellular component (GO): endoplasmic reticulum membrane
Source: RefSeq, a predicted model, not a curated record
AUGGGCUUCUCCUUUGGCUCCUACGCCUCGAUUUGUGAUGAGGUCGCCAUGGUCGUCUGCCCGCUCCUCGGUAGUUCCGGUCUUGGUCUCGAACCCGUUUGCUAUUCGCGCAAUGUCGAGAUCAACAAAACCAUCAUCUUCCAACCCGCAACAUGUUUUAUCCACAUCGCCGCUCUCGUCAUGACCGCCAUCAUGGUCUACCACAUUCGCUCCAAGUACACUGCCGUUGGCCGCAAAGAGAUCGUCCUCUUCUUCUACCUCUAUGCGUUUUCAGAGAUGCUCGUUAUCUUUUUGGACUCUGCUAUCGUCCCUACUUACUCUGCCGCAUAUCUUUAUUUGGCUGCAGUGUAUGUUGGUUUGAAGACUGCCAUCUUUUGGUGUUUGUUGAUCAACGGUUUCGUUGGUUUCCAGUUCGCCGAAGAUGGCACCCCUAAAUCCUUAUGGUUCUUGCGCUUGAGUUCGUUGCUGUUGUUCGGCAUCGGAAUCUUUGUGUCCAUUGCGACGUUUAAGGGGAUUGCAGCCAUGUCACCGACAAACCAGGUUGCAUUGUGGAUCGUCGAACUUGUUUUCCCUCUGGCUUGCGUUCUCAUUUACGUCAUCUCACAAGUUCUGCUUGUCUUGAGGACACUCGACGACAGGUGGCCAUUGGGAGACAUUACCUUCGGUCUCUUCUUCUUUGCUACCGGUCUCAUUCUGAUGUAUGGAUUCGGAGAGCAAGUCUGCAGAGCCAUCAAGCAUUACAUCGAUGGCACCUUCUUCGGUACACUCUGCAUGUUGUUGGCUGUUAUGAUGGUGUACAAGUACUGGGAUUCCAUCACCAAGGAGGACUUGGAAUUCUCCGUCGGCAGCAAGCAGGCUGUUUGGGAGGUCAAAGAGCCAUUCUUCGCCACCUCGAGCUCAGAGGGUGAUGGAACAAUGUUGGGCGCAGGUAGUGCUAUGACACAUGAUUCCUAUAGGGGUAGCAGUCCAAGCCGGUUGACACCACAGGGGCCGGGAAAGUCAGGUAUGGGCUAUCCUCCCGUUGCUAACCACUCGCACUAA